AUGGAUGCCGUCAACAUGGAUUUAGCGACAUGUUUUGUUGAGAACAAGUUUGAUGUGGUUAUUUUUAAUCCUCCAUAUGUUGUGACUGAUUCCGAGGAGUGCAAUAGUCAUGGUAUAGAGGCGAGUUGGGCUGGUGGUGUCAAAGGCAGAGAAGUCACUGAUAGACUUCUUUAUAUGAUACCAAAGAUAUUAUCUCCGGAUGGCAGCUUUUACCUUUUGCUGAUAGAAGAAAACAUUCCAAAAGAAGUUGUUCAAAUAAUGUCUAAACUCGGUUUCAAAUCGGAGACAAUUAUAGAGAGAAGAGUAAGGAAUGAACGGCAAUUAGUUAUAAAAUUUUAUAAAUAA
Molecule: messenger RNA, 345 nt
Organism: Danaus chrysippus (African queen)
Lineage: Eukaryota; Metazoa; Arthropoda; Insecta; Lepidoptera; Nymphalidae
Source: the annotation of a GenBank genome assembly